Molecule: messenger RNA, 3048 nt
Organism: Entelurus aequoreus (snake pipefish)
Lineage: Eukaryota; Metazoa; Chordata; Actinopteri; Syngnathiformes; Syngnathidae
Gene: dipk1c
Product: divergent protein kinase domain 1C
Exons: 8
Coding region: 1160-2452 (430 amino acids)
Source: RefSeq, a predicted model, not a curated record
GGGAAAGAAAUUCCGUCCGCAGUGGUCCAAGGAGGCCUGACAGUCCACAAUGAGGGUUUAAGUCACAGUCGACCUCCCGGUGCAUCUUCAGAACUGCGACCCGAUGCAGACCUGUCCUGACAAAAAGACCGACAGAAGCAGCUCAUGGUCUAAAGUGUUUGGAAACUUUGAAGAAUGCCAAGCGGUUCCGCAGGACCUGCACGCCGAUCCAGAGCGGUGCCUCGGACUAGAAGCUCUACAGACAGAGCAGCUCACCUUUUGGAUCUCGAAGAAGACACUUUUUCUUCUCCUGCUUUGACUUGAUGAACCCGAGAAGACAAACUCUUGGACUGAACAGAACUUUGUGAGGGAAAUGGUUGGCAUGAUGGUGGAAGAAUGAGGUGGACCUACAAGUGAGUGAUAGUCACACUCAGAACCCUUCAUGGGUCACCUCUGAUCCAUGAAGCAAAACCGCAUCAGAGCAGUCUCAAGUUGCGGGGCCACACACGUCAGAGCCGAACAGUACACCUCCUGGUUCUCAUUUGUCUCUCCCUCGGGCGUCCCACUUCAUCAAGUGGGCCCGAGAUCUCUGUGACGGGCUCCAGCACCAGAACCUCAGUCAGCUUUUUGGACUGAAACCUGACCACAAAGUAGUAAGCUGAAGGAAAAUGUGUCGGGUUCUUGGACGGUUAAGACAAAUAUGUGCAGCAGAACUAAAAACCUCAGAAGUCUUGAAACAUCUCUGAGGUAUUUGUCUUGGACAUCAGAGAGAUCAGUUCUGUUGGAUCUGAAGACGUAAAAGCUGCUAGUGGAUGACAACUGUCUUGUCUCGUGUGACAAGUUCUGUAGAAUUUGGGUUUUGUCCAGAAAACAAGUCCGCCUUGUUUUCACAAAGGACAUUCCAAUUGUCAGUAUUCGAUUUCCUUUUCCCAGAGAGCACGGCCAGCUGGCGAUAGUUUUGGUUCUCCUUCUGGAGGACGUCCAAUGAGUCCAGAUGUCCGCGCAUCAAUCGCCUUUUGUUGUUGGACCUGUUACGGCGCCAGCUGCUUCCAGUUGGAGAUCUUGUACUGUGGAGUGCAAACCAUCAUGGGGGACAUGUUGACCAGGAUUUACUCAAGUUCUUAGACGCUUCUUGACUUUGGACCAACGUCUGAAGACAGUGGGCCUGGUCACAGCCGUCAUGGCCGCCGGGGUUUACUUCCUACGCUGGUUGGGCCUCAGGUUGUGGUCUCGCCGAGGUACGCUGGUCUUCCUUUUGUUCUGGUUCGGGUCUUGGCUGCUCCUCAAUGGCGUAGUUCUGGUCCACAGGAGAGUCUUGUCCGACUUCUGCACGGACGACAGGAGCAAGAAGAUCCUGCAGCGGCUGUGUUCCGACUUCAGCCAAGGCUCGGCGGCGGGCGACAUGUGCACGGACCUGUGCGUCCGCGGCCUGGUGGAGUACAAGCGCUGUCUCUACUACGAGAGCGGCAAGAAGGUGAUGGAGGUCCACUGGAGAGGACAGCCCGUCAUCCUCAAGUCCAAACUGGAUAACUUCUCCUCCUAUGAGCCUAUGGGGGUACUGGACUACCAGCAAGACCCGGCAGAGGACCUGUCGCCUCUUGACGUGGUUCUCUAUGCGACUCUGGAGGUGCGUAACUGGCUGGGUCUGCCAGAGGAAGAAGGUAAUGACGAAGGGGGAGUUGCUAGUUCUUUGUCCAAACUGUGGAACGGGAGGCUCAGGUCCAAAGACAAGGCCUACUCCAGAGCGGAGCUGGCCUCCUUGUGGUCUCUGCUGCAGCAGGAGGAAUAUACCUUUCUCAGAGUCCUGCAGGACCUCAGCACACACGUGGCCAAGGUGUUGGGUUCCUGCGGGCACUUCUACGCCGUGGAGUACCUGUCUGCGGGCCACGCCUGGGACCAGAACAUCUUCUCUCUGGAGGAGGUGGUCGGGUCCGGAAGCCUGGGGGCGUGGAGUGCCCGGCAGAAGGUCCACCGCAUCGCUCUCAGCUUCCUGGACAUGGUGCACCACUUUGACAACGACUUCACGCACAGAGUCCACCUGUGUGACAUCAAACCGGAGAACUUCGCCAUCAGGAAGGACCUGACUGUGGUGGCCAUCGACGUGGACAUGGCCUUCUUCGAGCCCAAGAUGGAGGACAUUCUGGACCAGAACUGCAGCAGCGACGACGACUGCAACUUCUUCGACUGCUCGUCCUCGUGCAACCUGAUGAAAAGACGCUGCAGCCGCCAUCGCUCCAACUCCAACCUGCAGGUGAUUUGUGAGAAGAUCUUCAGGCUGUGGUUCUCUCCCACGCUGCUGGGCGCCAAAGCAGGGCUCCCCCUGCAGGUGGAGCUUCAGCGGGCCGUGCAGGAAUGUUCCGAGUCCAACGGCGUGGGCCGCGGACAAGGCCGGGACGUCCAUCGGCGCCUCCUGGAUAUCCUGACCCGCCUCCUUCAGGAUGGGGGAGGGGCUUCAGGCGAAGGACGGCGCUGAACUCCCGAAGCAGGACGUCGCAUGUUUCUCCAUUCGCCCCAUCAGUGAGGGCGUUGUCAUGGUUACGGCGGAUAAAAACGUUUCACGGUGGUCUCAGGAUGGGAUUGUGCCAUCGCCGUCUGUCAACAUGGCGGCCGAGCGACAAACUUCAAAGGCGUUCAUCAAGCCUGCAAGACGAGCGUCAGGUCGCAGCUUUCUCAAGGGACUUCCUGUUCGGGGAAUGUGUGCCCUUUCACCUCCAAACUCUUUCAUGCUUUUUAAACAAUCGAAAGGGAAAUAAAAUAGGCCCCCUGUGUUUGCAAGUGCGGGGUCAAAGGUCGUGCAGUCCUACCCUGUGCGCAGUCAGGCGAUGAUAACCCUGAAAGAUCAAAGGUCAAAAUAACUCGGUGUCACGUUACAGCCGCCUCGGGCUCUCUUCAACCUGGCCACAAACCCCUCGCUGAUCCCUCACCGCCCAGAAUCACAACGAGGGCCAAGAACCGGUGAGGGUGGGGACAGCUCGUUUCCACUGAGGGCCGCACACUGAAAAAUCAAUGUAAAGGGGGAGCAUUUUGAUAUUAUUCCUUUUCGAAACCAAUACAAUAAUUUUUUUUUUU